Molecule: messenger RNA, 1377 nt
Organism: Miniopterus natalensis
Lineage: Eukaryota; Metazoa; Chordata; Mammalia; Chiroptera; Miniopteridae
Gene: RPAIN
Product: RPA interacting protein
Biological process (GO): protein import into nucleus
Cellular component (GO): nucleus; PML body
Source: RefSeq, a predicted model, not a curated record
GGAAAGUCUGGAACCUGGGGGAGAACCUGACCCCGUGUAUCUGGCUGCUUGAUGGACACCUCCACCUGGGUAAACUUAGGCAUCCAGAGUCUCCCCUCGAGACUUAACUCCCUUAAUCCAGGGUGGGUUAACUUCACAAAUGUCACUGGCGCAGUCACCCAUCCUUGGGUUGCACUAAUCUGUCUCCGUGUGAAGACGACCGGUAAAACACUUCCCAGAAUCCCCUGCUGUGUAGUACCGUCAGCAACCAGAAACUACAACUCCCAUGGUUCUGUGUGCCCUCGGGGGCGGGGCUUUCUGGAGGCGACUUCCGAGUAACGGAGAUGGAUGAGCAGUCAGUAAGCCAGCGCCGCUCGCAGUACAAAUUGGUGGGCUCGCCUCCAUGGAAAGAGACGUUCAGGCAGGGAUGCCUGGAGAGAAUGAGAAACAGCCGGGACAGGCUCCUGAACAAAUACCGCCAGGCUGGAGGCAAUAUGCCAGGGAGAGCUCAGAGCACCCUCCUAGUACAAGAGUUGAUGGAAGAAGAGUGGAAUGCUUUGCAAUCAAUGGAAAGCUGUCCAGAGGCCUUGGCUCAGUGGGAGGAGCUGAUGGACUUCGCUGAGCUGGAGGAAAUCCAACAGGAGCUGAUUGACCAAGAACAGUCCAUCAUCAGUGAAUAUGAGAAGAGCUUGCAGUUUGAUGAAAAGUGCCUCAGCAUCAUACUGGCUGAGUGGGAAGCAAACUCCCUCAUCUGUCCUGUGUGUACAAAGUACAACCUGAGAAUAACAAGCGGUGUGGUCAUGUGUCAGUGUGGCCUGUACAUCCCAUCUCAUUCUCCAGAAUUCACUGAGCAGAAACUUCGUACCUGUUUAGAGGUCAACGUGAAUGAGCAUAGUGCACACUGUCCUCACACACCUAUAUUUUCAGUUGCUGAAGGGACAGAAAAAAAGUCCAGUCUACUCAUGAGCUGUCUGGUAAGCCUCCCAUGGGGCCCAGUGGUACGAGGUCAGUGCUUGGUUUUAUCCCUGCUCUGGUAGAAAUAAUAGCUUGGAAACAGGUAAAUGUUUAAAGAGCAUUUAAACAUUUGCUCUGAGUUUACUUGAAUAGGAAAGUGAAGGUAACAACCAGUUUUACAAAAAGGCCAGUUGUUUCCUAAAAGGGGAAGGACAGAGGCAGCACAGGAGGGUGGAAGGUGCAUUGGUCUUGAAUUAGGAAGCCUGGCUGCACUGCCUACUCGUUUGAUUGGCAGCAGUGGUCUUAGAUGAAGCUGAUUACUUCAUAGUCGUAAGACCCAAAUGGGCCAUCCUGGUACCAGUUUUGCAGGACAGAAGAGGAAGCACAGCAGGGCAGCAUCGGGCUUUUUUUUAAAUCCUUAUUGUUGAAAGUAUUAGAUCUCCC